This is a messenger RNA of Salvelinus fontinalis (brook trout), 3713 nucleotides long. RefSeq names its product bone morphogenetic protein 2-like. The transcript is spliced from 3 exons. Bases 629 to 2053 code for a protein of 474 amino acids. Gene Ontology annotation, molecular function: cytokine activity; growth factor activity. Lineage: Eukaryota; Metazoa; Chordata; Actinopteri; Salmoniformes; Salmonidae. The record is from RefSeq and is a predicted model, not a curated record. Gene Ontology annotation, biological process: SMAD protein signal transduction; BMP signaling pathway. Gene Ontology annotation, cellular component: extracellular region.
GACUCUCGGUAUAGCAUAAGAGAGAGGGAGAGGGAGAGGGAGAGAGAGGAAAAAGGGGAGGAGAGACAAAUAGAGAAUGAGAGACAGAGAAAGAGAGAAAGGGAGACACAUUUAGGAAACUGAGGACAAGAGGGCAUUUUUUUGGGGCCGGUUACAGAAAACUAAAUUUUUCUUGUGCAGGUCCAUACAGUAGAUAUAUUGCAUGUCUAUCUAUCUCUCUGUGUCUGAGCAGAGGUGGAAGUGUCGGCGACAGAGAGAGGGAGUUGCCUGUUUGAAGAGGUCAGGCAGGCAGGGGAAAGCCGGUGGAUAUUUUUUAAGAGGCCGCUUAUCUGAAACUGACAACAGGAUGAGAGGGUGAGUGAGAGGGGAAAGCCCAGCAGUACAGGGGGAGAACCAUGGAGAGUACAGCAUCCUCAUCCACAGCCCACUCACAGAGGAGACACAGACACAGGCUAACCUAAGAGAGACAAACAGAGAUAGGGGGGAAAGAAAGAGAGAGGAAGAGAGGUAAAAAGAGUUUGUCCAUUCUGUCCAACGGAGAGGGAGCGAGAGACAACGGUUUGUAACACUGGAGCUCAAGGAUAAACCAUGGACUCUGCACACCUCCUACCACGCCUGGACAUCCACCAUGUUCCCUGCUAAACUCUUGGUCCUGAUGGUCCUGCUGCUACCUCAAGCCUCGUCUGGUCGCCAGGGCUUUGCCACCGAGCCCGAUGGCAGUGUGCCGUCGUUGUCACCGUCAUCGCCCACCACCCUGGAGCCCAGCAUGGCCCAGACCAUCCAGAACCUAUUGCUGAGCCGCCUGGGCCUGCAGUCCCACCCCAACCCCCGGCCAGGUGCGCCCAUCCCCCAGUACAUACUGGACCUCUAUCGCUUCCACGCCCAGCAGUACCACCUAGUCCAGGAUCCACACUUCAGCUUCCCCAGCCAGCAUGUCCGGGAGGCCAACACCAUACGCAGCUUCCACCACACAGUGUCUACCAGCUCCUCACUCCCCCUUGAAAAGAGGCUGACCACCGCGAGCAACAACAAGGUCCCCAUCUCCUUCAACGUGUCCUCCAUCCCCCAGGAUGAACGUGUGGUUUCUGCCGAGCUGCGUUUCUUCCGGGGUGGUGGGGCUAGCCUAGGCCCCGGGGCCCACAAGGUCAGCCUGUUCCUCGAUGGAGGCACUGGGGACUCUGAGUCUGAGCCCACUCUGCUGGAGUCACGGCUCCUCACAGGGGCCCCCAGCACCAAGCCAGCUGACUCCUGGGAGGCCUUCAGCCUCAGCACUGAACUCUUCGUAGGAGCCCACGCUUGGACCGGCAGCCUGGCCUUCCUCCUGGAGGUGACCCCUCUGGGUAACACCACCCUCCUCACCCCCCCUGACCAUGAUGCUCUACCACUCUCCACUGGGGAGGAAGGGCGCAGAGAGGGACACCUGAGGGUGCACAGGUCUCUGGGACAGGACGAGCACAGUUGGGCACGGGAGAGACCCCUGCUGGUUACUUACAGCCAUGACGGGCACGGGGAGCCACUAGCCGCCCAUGGCCGGAGAACCUCCGACACUGCCCAGAGGAUGAGGGAGAGGAAGCGGGCCAGAGAAAGGAGCAGGAGCAACAGCAGGGACCGGGAAAGGGACAGAGACAAGGACAGGGACAGGGACUGGAGCGCCAGCCCUGGCUGGGGCGGCAGCUGGAACGAGGGUGGAAGGGUGAAGCGCAAUGGUGGCCGCGUGGCGAAACUGAAGCGUCUGUCCCGCGCCCGCUGCCGCCGCCACCCGCUCUACGUGGACUUCAAAGACGUGGGCUGGAACAAGUGGAUCGUGGCGCCUAGUGGCUACGACGCCUUCUUCUGCCUGGGGGAGUGCCGCUUCCCGCUCACCCACCACAUGAACUCAUCCAGCCACGCCAUGGUGCAGACGCUGGUGAACUCGGUGAACGGAGCCGUACCGCGGGCCUGCUGCGUACCCACCGCCCUCAGCCCCAUCGCUAUGCUCUACCUGGAUCCGCAGGACCGUGUGGUGCUCAAAAACUACCAGGACAUGGUGGUGGAGGGCUGUGGAUGCCGGUAACGGGAAACACAAAAGAGAGGGAGGGAGGAGAGCGAGGGAAGGAGAGACUGAUGAGGUAGGGAAAGAGGGCAAGGACAGAACCCAGCCCAGCAGGACCAUGUGAGACAAGAGUACCUGGACCUUCUGGUGGAGGGAUGAAAAUUCUAGUAGGAGAGAUAGAUGAGGGGGGAAGGGAAGAGACAGGAAUGUAGAACCCAAUCCAGCAGGACCAAGUGGUUUCUAAGAAGUAUAGGUGUUGGAGGGCCACAGCUGUCAGUAGUGGAAAUAAAGAGAGGAUAGGGAGAGGGAGAGAGGAAAACCAGAGACAGAGGAGCCCCCUUACAACACAGCGCAGCGCUUCAGAACUACCACGUAGUGAGAGAGAAAAGAGAGGAAGAGGAACACGAAGCAGUCUUCCACAUCCCAGUAGGGGGUAGAGGAUGCUGCUGACAGAAGAAGAGAGGAACGACAGCCAGGAGUAAAGGAGAGAAUCCUCCCAUUAGCCCCACCUCUUCUCCGUCUAUAGAACCCCUGGGCUUGUUCAAUGCUCACUCGCCAGCCCUCUACGUGUCUGUAAUGUGUCUGUGUCUCUCCGUGCUCAGUGUGUCGCUCACAUCCUCAUUGCAACGUCAAUCUGUAAAGGAGAUGCACUCGACCAGUGGAGUGGAAGACCAAGGGGACUGGCAAGAGAUGAAGAUAUCAGUGCCAGAUUAUACUAUCUAUACGAUGGACAUAUUAUCAAGAGUGACGUAUAGUACAGAGAAAGCUGUCAUGUGGCCCAUAUGAGGAGGAUGGAAACGUAUAACCUUUGCAUCAGUGACACCAUCCUUAAACUAACUCAUCUAACAUAUCUGGGCCAAUGGACAGCUACUGAUCUCUCAUCGAGAGAGAGACAUUGACGGACACUCCUCAUAGACUGAAUAGAUGUGGACUUCUCAGACAGACACACAGACAGGCAAAUUGUCCGCGCCAAGCAUCCCGUCAUGAGAUAUUUAAAACCGCAACAAUAAUACGGAGGAAUUAUUAUGCUAUUGUUUGAAUGUACUACCAUCAUUAUUAUUUAAAAGAUCAUUUUUUUUGUACAUUUCCUUUGCAGAGAUUAAGAAAAAUUAUGAAAACUGUUGUCAUCAAAGUAAUUCCAUUACAUCUAACUUAAAAGUCACAUUAGGUAUUUAAAUAGCAACCACAUAUUGUGUAUUUAACCUUGAAAAUAUUUAAGAUAUCUGCUCUCUACAAAGCCACAUCUACAGUACCGUAAUACAUCUAAAGCUGGAGCCUGCAGUCCUUCUAGUAGCUUUCGUACAGCAAGUUAUGGUGGCUUUUGGUGUACUAGACAUAAUGGAGCAGUCAUAAGCUUGAGAAAUACCACAUAUCAAGGCUCUGUGUAUUGCAAUCCACUGAAUCGUGUAGCAACAACACAAUGUCAUCAUCACCACAGGUGUCUUUUCUAGCAGAGUGCAUGUUUUUAGAAAAAAGAACGGCUAAUGUUAAAGCAGUUGAUUUCCAGUGCCUUUCGGGGGCUUUGCAGGUGUUUUUGAGUAUUUUAAGUAUCUUUCCAUUCGUUUGCUUUUCUCUCUAUUUAAAUGGAAGCAUUUAAACAACAGUCUGUAAAAUGUUUGACAUUGUCUGAAGACACGAGACCUGUAAUAAACAGAGACAAAGCAGCACCUCUGUCACAUGA